Solanum stenotomum is the source of this 2580-nucleotide messenger RNA. RefSeq names its product ABC transporter B family member 26, chloroplastic. The transcript is spliced from 19 exons. Gene Ontology annotation, biological process: transmembrane transport. Gene Ontology annotation, cellular component: membrane. The record is from RefSeq and is a predicted model, not a curated record. Gene Ontology annotation, molecular function: ABC-type transporter activity; ATP hydrolysis activity; ATP binding. Bases 84 to 2141 code for a protein of 685 amino acids. Lineage: Eukaryota; Viridiplantae; Streptophyta; Magnoliopsida; Solanales; Solanaceae.
UAAAAUUGAGUAUUCAUAUCAUCAUUCAUAAAAAACGAAGAGAGAUUUUUCUUUUUCUUUUUUGGGUUAGUUAAUAUAUUAGUAUGGCAUUGGUUGUGUCAAGUGUGCAAUUCCAACCUCGAGUAAGAAUUGUAUAUUGUGUAGGAAAAAGGCAAAAUCGAGAGGGCAUUAUUGUUUGGAAAAGGGACUCAAACCCAAACCCAAAAUUCAAAACCCAAUUGUGUUUGCGUAAGCAGAGGCAGCGAUUGAGAUGCGUGUACUCGGGUGAAUAUUCAGAAAAUGAAGUUGAUUCUCGGAAUAAGUUGGUGGAAUUUAUUAAAAAUGUAUUUCCGGGUGGAAAUUGGUGGAAGCUUUCAUCAGAAGAUGUAGAUGUUGGAGGAACAUCAAAGCCUGUGACUGUUGUACGUGCUCUUAACAGAAUGUGGGAAUUGAUAGCUGAAGAUCGUUUCCUCAUUUUUGCUGCUUUUACUGCUCUCAUUGUUACUGCUUUAUCAGAAAUUUCUAUACCGCAUUUUCUCACAGCAUCCAUCUUUACGGCACAAAGUACCACUACCCCACUGUUCCACCGGAAUGUGCGAAUCUUGGUUGUGCUAUGCAUCAUUUCCGCAAUAUGCAGUGGUGUGCGAGGUUGCCUUUUUGGCAUCGCAAAUAUGAUCCUGGUCAAGCGAAUGAGGGAAAAAUUAUAUUCCACUCUUCUUCUUCAGGAUAUAUCCUUUUUUGAUUCUGAAACAGUUGGUGAUUUGACAAGUAGGCUAGGGGCAGAUUGUCAACAAGUGUCUCGUGUAAUUGGAAAUGACCUAAAUCUGAUUUUACGCAAUGUUCUCCAGGGAACAGGUGCUUUAGUUUAUUUGUUGUUUUUGUCCUGGCCAUUGGGAUUGUGCACAUUGGCUAUCUGCUGUGCACUAUUCACGAUAAUGCUAUUAUACGGCCAAUACCAGAAGAAAGCAGCUAAGCUAAUUCAGGAGUACACUGCUUGUGCAAAUGAAGUUGCUCAAGAGACAUUCUCUCUCAUGAGGACUGUACGAGUAUAUGGAACUGAGGAACAAGAACUGCAAAGGUAUGCACGGUGGAUGGGGAAAUUAGCUGAUAUAACCUUGCGUCAAAGUGCUGCUUAUGGAUAUUGGAACUUUAGCUUCAACACACUCUAUCACUCAACUCAGGUUAUUGCUGUGCUGGUAGGAGGAAUAUCUAUCCUGACUGGUCAUAUUACAGCAGAACAACUUACCAAAUUCGUAUUAUACAGUGAAUGGUUGAUUUAUUCUACAUGGUGGGUAGGGGACAAUUUUUCGUCAUUGAUGCAAUCUAUUGGGGCAAGUGAGAAGGUUUUUCAAUUAAUGGAUCUUGGUUCUAGUGGUAAAUUCAUUGACAAAGGAGCCAAGUUGGAAGGAUUAGCAGGACGCAUUGAAUUUGUGAAUAUUAGUUUCUACUAUCCUUCAAGAGUUAAGGUGCCGGUACUUCAACAUAUUAACUUCGUGGUGCAUCCCGGUGAAGUAGUAGCACUUGUUGGCCUAAGUGGUAGUGGAAAAAGCACUCUGGUGAACCUUCUCCUCCGGCUGUAUGAGCCAAUAAGUGGGCAGAUAUGUAUUGAUGGCUACCCGAUUAGAGAUUUGAACAUCAAGUGGUUAAGGGAAAGAAUUGGAUAUGUGGGGCAGGAACCUAGACUUUUCCGCAUGGAUAUCAGCUCAAACAUAAGAUAUGGCUGUAGUAGAGAUGUCAAUCAACAAGAUGUGGAAUGGGCUGCCAAGGAGGCCGCUGCCCAUGAUUUCAUUUCAUCUCUACCCAAUGGCUACCACACAAUUGUUGAUAAUGAUUUGCUCAGUGGAGGCCAGAAGCAGCGUAUCGCAAUUGCUAGAGCCAUUCUUAGGGAUCCAGAUAUUUUAGUACUUGAUGAAGCCACUAGUGCUCUAGAUGCAGAGAGUGAACACAACAUUAAAGGUGUGCUUCAUGCUGUCAGAAGAGAACUGAACUCAAAGAGAACUGUCAUUGUGAUUGCACACCGGCUUUCGACAAUACAAGCUGCUGACAAAAUAGUUGUGAUGGAAAGCGGAAAAGUUGUUGAGAUGGGUAGCCACAAAGAGCUUCUCCUCAAUGACGGCUUGUAUGCUCGAUUAACCAGAAGACAGGCUGAUGCUGUGGCAUGAAUUCUUGCAGUUGACCGACAUAAAGAUUAGAUAGAACCUUCUGAAUGAAGAGGACAGACAAUAUGGGAUUAGUUGCAGAUCUUGCAGUUGGACCAUCUCAAAUUUUCUCAAGGGAGCAGGUUAGCUUCAAAGAUUUUGCUGCAUCACUGGCCAAAGCUAUAAACAAUUUGAGUUUUGAUGAUGCUUAAUGUAUAACUUAGUCAAGGGGUUUGAGUGAUGUACAACAUGUCCAAAGGGUUGCAGGGACUUUUACGACAAAGAGCCGAUACUGUUGAUCCAUGUAAAUGUCUCGAUAGCAUGUCAUUCUGGUUCAAUCUACUAGAGCUGAAAUUGAAAGAAAACCCAAGCUCUUGUCAUGAUAGAGAAGCAUGUUUGUUUGGAAAAAUCACAUCACAUCUAUUUAUUUAAGGGUUAAUAUUACAACUUUUAGAUCUUUUUU